AUGAUGGGUUUGAGGUCCCCUCCAUGGACGAAAGAAACCUCUUCGUCAUGCGAGUUCGUUCAAAUCGCAGUCAUGUGCGUCCUGUCCCUCACCGUCGUCUUUGGGAUUUUUUUCCUAGGGUGCAACCUGCUAAUCAAAUCGGAGGGCAUGAUAAACUUUUUGGUGAAAGAAAGGAGACCGUCCAAAGAAGUUGAAGCUGUAAUCGUUGGCCCGUACUGA
Staurois parvus is the source of this 219-nucleotide messenger RNA. The record is from the annotation of a GenBank genome assembly. NCBI's taxonomy places the organism in Eukaryota, Metazoa, Chordata, Amphibia, Anura, Ranidae.